Sordaria macrospora k-hell is the source of this 1683-nucleotide messenger RNA. The record is from RefSeq and is a predicted model, not a curated record. Lineage: Eukaryota; Fungi; Ascomycota; Sordariomycetes; Sordariales; Sordariaceae.
AUGGCUCCUCCAUCUGCUGCAGAGCACUACCUUGAGCAACCCACAUAUGAUGAUCCUCCCGAGAAUGGUUCACACGAGAAAGGCCAGGACAAGUCCGAAGAACACCACGAUAACCCUCCAGGUGGAUUUGACCCAACUCCACUCCCCGACGCCCCUCCCGGAUAUACCAUCAAAAUCACAUUCCAUAAAGCCAUCAACCUCCCCGUAGCCGAUAUCCAAACAGUAUCUGCCGACCCAUACAUACACGCCACAUUGACUGCCGAUGUCCCCAAGCGACACCCGGAGGAACCCCCUCUCACACGAAGGACACGAACCAUACAUAAGAGUCUCGAGCCGGUAUGGGAGGAAGACUGGAUUGUUGCCAACGUGCCAGCUACAGGAUUCAAGUUGAAGUGCCGCCUAUACGACGAGGAUUGGCCGGAUCAUGAUGACCGACUGGGGAACGUUACCAUUGAGGUAGAUCACCUAGACGAAGACUGGCCGGGAUUCGGACUGGAUGGCCAGUUCUUCGAGGUUAAGAAGCGUUCGGGCAGCAAACGCGCAUACUUCCACAAGGGCAUCGAGGCUCUCAUGCAUGGACUGAAAUGGAAAUCACCUCAGAUACACAUCAGCAUGUGCACUCUGGGUCCUACCUACUGGAACAGUUUUCAAGCCAACGAAAUCCAACUUGCUGGGCCAGUCCCCCCCAGAUUAUACCACCGAUUUGUCGAGUUCCGUCCCAUCAUCGGCAAGAUGUUUUCGCAAAAGGGUUUCAGGGGCCACAUCCUCAACAAAGUUCUUCACAAGCAACAUAGACGAAUCUACAACUACGACUCUAGUACCGAAUUCGGGAUCUUUGCAGAAUGCAGCAGAGAUGCCUCCCUACAGUUUCUCAGGAUGGCGCACUACGCGGAAGGAGGUCGCAUCUUCACCUACGUGCUCACGUUGGACGGCUUGCUGCGCUUCACCGAGACGGGCAAGGAAUUCGGUAUCGAUCUCCUGAGCAAGCACACCAUGCACUCGGACGUAGCGACUUACAUUGCUUGCUCGGGAGAGUUUUUCAUCCGACGCAUCAUCAAGCGCCACAAGCCCCAUCACACGCACACAGGCUCCUCAAGCCACCAUCACUAUGAUCCGCAAAGCCCUAGUGGUUAUGAUUACACGUGCGACAACGGUCUCAGUUACGAGACGCACGAUCACCCAGGCACAUCCGAGUCCUCUCGCGACCCAGAAGACUACGAGCUCAUCAUCGACAAUGACAGCGGCACCUACCGACCAGACAAGUGCGUCCUGCCCGAUCUGCAGGCGUUCCUUCAGCGGCAGUUCCCAGGUCUGCAUAUCCGGGCCCUGGACUGCGGCGAUGAGGAGCACCAAAAGGCCAAGAAGGAGCAGCUGGAGAUCAAGAAGAAAGAGGGUACCAAGGUCCGCAUGGUGCUGAACCGCAGCCCGAGCUCGAGCAGCUUCAGCUCGGACGACGAAAGUCGUCUGGAAGACCUCGAUGAGAUGGAUGAUGAUGCGCCGAGGUAUAAGAGUAAGAAGGAGAGGGCGUUCGAUAUGGUGGAGGAUCCGAGCAAGUGGAGGGAUUGGGUGCCGGGUAUGCAUGGCAAUGGGAGUGGGAGCGGGCACCACGCGGAGGGGAGUGGGAGUGGGAGUGGGCAUUAUGAUGGGAAUGGUCAAACAAGCGGAAUGACCAGGACGGUUUAG